Molecule: messenger RNA, 912 nt
Organism: Paramuricea clavata
Lineage: Eukaryota; Metazoa; Cnidaria; Anthozoa; Malacalcyonacea; Plexauridae
Source: the annotation of a GenBank genome assembly
AUGUCGAUAUCAGAGGGACGAAAUCCAGCCAUGGAACUGAUGAUUCAGAAAAGGUCACGUCUAAUGACAAACGAAGGCAGACAGAAGGCCUUAAGUUAUGUCCCUCGAUCAAGUGAUGUGAUUGUUGCUACCCCAGCGAAAUGUGGCACAACAUGGAUGCAACAAAUUAUGCAUCAACUACGUAGCGGAGGCAACAUGACCUUCACAGAUAUCGACGAAGUUGUUCCAUGGAUUGAUUUGGCUUAUGAUGUUGGACAAGACCUCGAUGCCGAACACAAAUAUCAACCUAGAUGCUUCAAGACGCACGCCUCGUAUGACGUCUGUCCUAAAGGCGGAAAAUAUAUUGUUGUCUAUCGGGAGCCUUGUGCAUCAUUCUACAGUGCAUUCAAUUUCUUCGAAGGAGUAUAUUUUCAACCUGGAGAAAUAACGCUUGAUGAAUACGUGAAAUAUAGGAUUUCCCCAAAUAAAAGGAUGCAUCAGAAUUACUUCCAUCAUUUGCUGAGCUGGUGGCCAAAACGAAAUGAUCCGAAUGUAUUGUUUCUUCUAUACGAAGACAUGUUGGAUGACUUGGAAAGUGCAGUGAGGGCCGUUGCAUCGUUCAUGUGUAUUGAAGAUGAAGCUAGUAUAGCAAAUGCGGUGAAAAUGAGCACAUUUGAUUUCAUGAAGCAAAGUCGAGACAAGUUCGCAUCCAACCUCUUGUCAAGUUAUCGGAAUAAAGCGUUGGGAAUACCAGAAGGAGUCAGACUUCAACGUGUUGCUACGGGUUCUGCAACAAAAGGACGGGAAAUGAUGGACGAGGGUACCAAACAAGCUGUUCAAAUAAUGUGGAAUGAAACUGUUACAAAAGAGACGGGUUUUCAAGAUUACAGUGAGUUUAGAGAGGCUUUGAAGACGAGGGAAAAACAGUCCUAA